AUGACUUCGGAGCAGCCAAAAGUAGAAGGCGUUUCAGAAGCCGAGGCGAAGGUUGCUGAGCUCGCCUCAAAAAUGAAAUCCAUCAAUAAUAUCGAUAUCGAAGCUCUCAAGCGCAUGAAAAUGAUGCAGAUUAUGGAAAUGCAAAAGAAAGCGGACUCAAUGCCAACUCUCACGCCUGAAGUCAAGUGGGCUCAAAACCCGGACGCCAUUUCCUUGUCUAUUAUGAUCACUCAAGUCGCCCGUCCAAACGUGACUAUCAAUGGGGACACCUUGGAGUUCGCUUGCUCCGCCAUUGGUGCCAGCGGAGAACGGCGCAACUACGAGUUCGAGCUUAAUUUUUAUGACCACGUGGAUAGAGGAUUCAUGGUUCGCCCAAGUCAAAACUGUCUCCAGCUUAUUGUGCGAAAAGAUAGAGAAUCCUGCACCAUGUGGAAGCAGCUGACACGCGGCAAUAAGCCGCAAUUUCUCAAAAUCGAUACAGAGAGAUGGGUUGACCCAGACGAUGUCAAAUUCAGGACCCCGGAAGAAAUGGAAAAAAUGCGCCAAGAGCAGCUUUCCGAGAGAGAAAGAAUCAUCGAAGAGCGCUACAAGCAAGUCAUGUUUGCCGAAGAUGUGAAAUCGAAAGAGGCAGAACACUCGCGUGAACUCACCAAACGAGUUUAUCUCUUCUUGUUUUCGUUUGCUAUGUUCCUCGGUUUCGCCUUCGUGUUUGGAAAGAACGUCUUCGGAAUCGUUACUGGUGGAAAAGCUUUCCUCGCCGAUUCUUACAAAUCUAGCGCUCAACUGAUCAACGCUCUCCAGACCUUCGCGUUUCUGGAAGCCCUUCACACUUACUUCGGACUAACUUCUGGCAAAACAAUUACUUCAAUCACUCAAUGCGCUGGCAGAGCUAUUAUCUGUCUCUACCUUUCCCAGUAUUCUCGAGCACAGACAUCCGAGUUUGUCUUUGGUCUCUGGAUGGCUUGGUCUUUGUCUGAAAUUAUCAGAUAUCCUUACUACAUGAGCGCCAUCAUGAGAAUGCGAAUGCCAAAGCUCGAAUGGCUCCGCUACACCGCUUUCAUCCUCCUUUACCCGAUCGGUUGUGUUUGCGAAAUGGGCGUCAUCGAAGCUGUUAUCGGUCACUUGAUCAACCCUUGGACUGAAAUUCUAGAGCCAGAGCCAUUGGAAGGUUCCGGUGAGCCUCCAGUCGAGGAAGGAGCUGAGAUUCCAGAAGCAGAGCCUGUGAUCAUCGAGCAUCCCGGCGGAGAAAAGACCAAUUUCUUCUGGUUCUUGCGAGUUCAUCAAUGUGUUCUUCCCGUUGUUGUGAUUAUGCUCAUGUAUUCUAUGCUCAAGCGACGAUCAAAGGCCCUCGCUGCCGGCAAAAAGGUUGACGAGAACAUCGCCGCUCAGCGAGCUAAAAACGCAGAGCGCAUGAACGAGCUUCAAAAGAAAUUCGUCGCCAAGCAACUUGAAGAGAUGAAAUCCGCCGACGAAAAGAAGGAUGAUUAA
Oikopleura dioica is the source of this 1488-nucleotide messenger RNA. The record is from the annotation of a GenBank genome assembly. NCBI's taxonomy places the organism in Eukaryota, Metazoa, Chordata, Appendicularia, Copelata, Oikopleuridae.